CCGCCCGGAACAGCCCACGGGUUCGGCUCUCCCUGACGUGGCGAGCCGCUAAAGGUCCGCAGGUUGCUCCGUGGGCUGCGGCGAUUGGGCGGCCUACCUGCUCGGCACUUUUGACGAAAAAAUGUAAAUAAACAGGUGGCAACGGCAUGGGCGAAAGUGUGGUUUAUGUAAAUGAAAGAGAAGUGAAAGGGCGUCAUUCGGUUUCCAGGCUCAACCAGUCUUUCAGACGCAAUGGUUGGCAGAUAGUUGGAGAGAAGGCUUUGGAUUUUAAUACGAGGUGCCAGCUGCGCAGCCAUGCCUCAGCUCACGGCCACGGCGGUGCUGCAGCUCGUGCUCCUGCUGUCCGCUGUGCCCGCGCAGUACUACAUCUCCCGCUGGAGCGGCUCCACGGUGGCGCAGCGCUACCACGCGAGCACACGGUUGCUUAGAAUUUGGAAGGAUUGGAGGACAUCGCACCUCAACGUCACUGCAUGGAUGGACUGGGCAGACCAGCAGAUGUCCAAAGUCACGUCUUUGAUUGACUUUGGACAGGAAGUGGCACCAGAGUCCCUUGCCAUAGAGGCCAUGAUUUUUGACAAUGACCAGGAAUUCUUUGGAGCAUCCAAGACGGUGCGCAGCCCCCGCCCCCCGUACGUGUUUCUGCGGGUCGGAGAGGUGGUGAUGGAGAGGAAGGGCUACAUGGUUGGGGUGGUGGUGAGCUGGGACUCCGAGCUCAGAGCCCCCCCACAGUGGGUCGACCGAGUGUAUUCCAGCUCUGAGGGUCCUAAAGCAGAGAAGACACCUCAUUAUAAAGUACUGUUCAACGGGCCUGGAGCCUCCUCUGUGUUCGUUGGAUACUUGCCUCAGACACAACUGGAGCGCGUCACUGGGAUGAGGCCGGACAUUCCCACCUUGGAGAAUUACUUCACGCAUUUUGACGGGGAGCGGUUCGUCAUGCAGCCCUGGCUUAGAGAGCUCUUCCCUGAGGAUGGGAAUGAGGACGCCUGAAUGUUCAGCUGUGUGUGUGUGUGUAUGUGUGUGUGUGUGUGUGUGUGUGUGUGUGAGAUCAUACAGGUGACAUGAGAUAUGCAAUGUUAAAUACACCAGAGGAAACAUGGCUUUUCCUUCUAUGUGUGUUUUCUGACUUUCUAAAGGUGUUUAAUAAGAGACAAUUCUCUACUUCUUUAUUCGUCCAAGAAAUCUACUGGAAUCUAUCAAUCUUUGUUGAAAUGACUGGAAGCUCAAGCUUUGAGCAGAUUGAGGAUAAAUAUCAAAUCCCUCCUUGCUGGAUCUCGAUGUGAGGGUGUCUUUUGCAGGUUUGGAAUAACACUGGGACUCACUUAUGCAAUGUUGUUACAGUAUGUACCUUUACCACUUUGAAGUAUAAAGUCUUUUAAUUUGAUGUGCCAAAAAAUAGAGCUAGAAACAUCUGAUUUAAUGUUAUCUUGAUUUUAAGUUAAAUUACAGUAAAUACUUGAAAUGACACCAUUGCUUUCAAAUCUAUGUAGUUUUUUUCUGUUACAAGACUGUUGGCUGAGGUAGAAAAA
Etheostoma cragini (Arkansas darter) is the source of this 1526-nucleotide messenger RNA. RefSeq lists its product as uncharacterized. Gene Ontology annotation, molecular function: DNA binding. NCBI's taxonomy places the organism in Eukaryota, Metazoa, Chordata, Actinopteri, Perciformes, Percidae. The transcript has 7 exons. The coding region runs from base 295 to 987 and encodes 230 amino acids. The record is from RefSeq and is a predicted model, not a curated record.